AUGGACGACCAGACCUCGAUACUCAAAACUCAGCUCUACUCCGCCUGCGAAGAUGCCUGCAGAGAUAAUCCCGAGAAGUUUUUCUCUCAGGAGGACCUAAUGGCGCUCGACGUCGUUCCGCCUAAAGAUGUCAAGAAACUCCUACAAAUCAUACAACUUCUGACGCGGGAGCGCCUUUUCGUCCCCGUCCACUUCCACAGUGGCCUAGCAUGGCGACUCCGUCCAGAGGCCGAGGCGGCCAAGUAUAAGCACCUCACCUCCGAGGACCAGGUUCUAGUUUACGAAAUUAUCGACUCGGCCGGUGCCGAGGGCGCAUGGCAGCAGGACAUAAAGAAGCGCCUUAACCUCCAAGACAAUGCCUUGCGAAAAGCGCUUAAGGAGCUGGAGACCAAGCGCUUCAUCCAGCAGUUCACCACCGUCGAGAACAUGUCCAAGAAGAUGUGGAUCAAGUUUAACAUGCAGCCUUCUGCCCGCGCAACAGGCGGCCCUUGGUACACUGAUCAAUAUCUCGACGAGGCCUUCAUCGACACCUUGCAGGCUGUGGUGGUGCGCAUUAUAAAGGAUAGGGGUAGCUAUCGAAGUACGGGAGAACGAGGCGUUCGAAGCGUGAGCCCAGUCUUGCCAAAGAAGGGCGUAAUAAGAGGUGGGUUAUCCGAGGCCGCGAUAAAGAGCAAAAAACGUUCCGCAGACGCAAUGUCUAAAGAUGACAAUACACGCCAUAUACCUCCCGCAUCUAAGGUCCGCGGGGCCCUCCGCCUCCCUCUACCUGCAGGUUAUAUGGGCUACCCCACGGCCGAGGAGAUUACGGCAGAAAUCGUCUCUAUGCACAUAGCCAAAGGACAGCCGCUGAAGACAGAACACGUUCAGGAGCUUAUCGACAUUCUCAUCUGGGAGAACAGGAUCGAGGAGGUCAAGACUGGUGACCGAGUUGGCUACAGGGCCGUGCGUGUGUCUAAGCAACAUCCGGACAUGGUCAAGCUAGACAGCGAAGAUUUCUGGGAUCCAAGAACUAAUGGCUUGACAACCGUGCCUUGCGGCAAAUGCCCUGUCUUUGAACUGUGCGAAGAAGGUGGUCCUGUAUGGGCGGGAGGGUGCGAAUAUUUUGACAAAUGGUUAUUAUAA
Molecule: messenger RNA, 1122 nt
Organism: Daldinia childiae
Lineage: Eukaryota; Fungi; Ascomycota; Sordariomycetes; Xylariales; Hypoxylaceae
Product: putative DNA-directed RNA polymerase III subunit rpc6
Exons: 2
Coding region: 1-1122 (373 amino acids)
Biological process (GO): transcription by RNA polymerase III
Cellular component (GO): RNA polymerase III complex
Source: RefSeq, a predicted model, not a curated record